Molecule: messenger RNA, 1902 nt
Organism: Ipomoea nil (Japanese morning glory)
Lineage: Eukaryota; Viridiplantae; Streptophyta; Magnoliopsida; Solanales; Convolvulaceae
Exons: 1
Coding region: 1-1902 (633 amino acids)
Source: RefSeq, a predicted model, not a curated record
AUGGUGAGAACCAGAAAUCAGAGAAAGGGAAAGAUACCUCGAAAAGGAGUCACUGGUAGCACCUCUCAAUACACGGGCACUGGCAAAUCCUCGAGUCCACUAUGUGUCGAUGAUGAAAGCCCUCCAACCGUAGCAACAAAUCCAGUCCUAAUUUCAAGAGUUCCCUUCGGCGAGCCUCAAGAACAGAGCAACACCUCACCAGGUAACCCAAAUCUCCCUCUAGCUAGUCAUGAUGAACAGCCUGAUAGUAUGCCCAUUGCGGCUGAUUUUGGGGACAACCGAAUUGUCGACCCAAACGAUCUAGUAGUACAACUUAGGUUUGCCAUAAAUCGCGGUUGGGAACCCGAUUUAUCGUCUUACGUAAGCUCCGAAGAAGAAAUAAAUUCAAGAGAGCCUGAAGCAGAGGAACACGAAGAACCCUUGAACCAAGAGGCAAAUCAUUCCCCCACUCCUCAUACCGAAGAACAUACCCCAACUAUUGAAUCCCCCAUUCCAACUUCUCGGGUCAAUGAAAACCCUAGAAAAAGGAAGAAACCCGACCCGUAUGAAGGAGCUGAUCCUAGGGCCAAAAGGCCAAAUGAUUUUCCAAUACGGGCAGGACCCCCUCAACGACAGCCAAAUAUCCCUCCUAAACCCUCAAAAACCAAGAAAUCAAAAAGGACACCAACAGAGGAUGAACAGGACUGGACACCAAAUGAAGAUAAUGAUACUCCUGGUGAUGAAAGAGUAAGAACCCGAGCUCAAAAGAAUUCCCAGCUAUCUACCAAUGAGAAAGAAAAACAAAAGACGAAAACAACCACCAAAAGGGAUAAACUGUCUAGCAAGGAAAAGGGAAAACAGAAAGUAGUUACUAAUGCUGACAUGUCAAACCUACCAAAACCCCACAGUACAACCAUUUUGAGAAAAGAAGCAGUAAGCUUAUGGAAAAGAAUAGUGGAGAGAAAAAUCAUUAGCCAAAAACUGCUUAUCAUAGAUAAGCUAGACAAUCCAGAACAGAUUCAAGAAAUAUUGAUCACAAACCAACUCCUGGGAACAGUGACCAAUAUUGAGCCCUAUGAUGAACAGGUUAUACAGGAGUUCUACUGCAAUCUGACAAAAACCAUCUCUACACCUAGUAGUCCUUUGUAUGGAAAGGUAUACGUGAGAGGCAACUUCUAUGACUUCAGACCAGACAUCAUCAACAGAUAUCUAGGAACACCAGAGGCAGAACAAAACAUGGAAAUAAACAGUGAGCAAGUUGCACAAGAACUCACAGCUGGAAAUGUCAUUUUUGAAAAGAACAAGAUCAAGGCAGCAUCCCUAACAAGCAAAUAUGCCAUCCUCCAGAAAAUAGCUCUAGCAAACUGGAUGCCAUCAUUACAUGAAUCCACUGUGAAAUGGACCUUAGCAGAGCUACUAUACAAGAUAGGGAAAGGAGUUAAACUCAACAUGGGUGUCAUUAUCUAUUCACAAAUCACAAAUCUAGCUGAAGACACAAAAUCCAACACCUCGAUUUUUCCAAACCUCAUCUUUGGCAUCUUGACAAAACAAAGUCUCAAAACACAUGGCCCAAAAACCAUUGUCAAGAACUUCAACACCACAGUAAAAUUAAGGAAGGGAAACCAUCAAAAUGACCUAAGGACCUCAGCCCCAAAGAACAAUCCACUAGACUCCAAGACACUAAUCACGUAUUUUGAGGGAAGACUAACAGAAUUGGAAAUCUCAGAAAAACAAAUCCUAAGGAAACACAUGGACAUCAAGGAAGAAAGAGCAGAGAUAUCAGAAUGGUUAACAAUCCUAAAAGCAGAUAAUGAAGAAGAUCAUGAGGAAGAUCAAGGAUCAGAAGAAGAAAGCCAAGAGCACUCUCAAGAAAAGGGUGUUGAAACCCCUGUUUCAACAUCAAAUUCAGAAAAUAGACCUUGA